Molecule: messenger RNA, 1425 nt
Organism: Pochonia chlamydosporia 170
Lineage: Eukaryota; Fungi; Ascomycota; Sordariomycetes; Hypocreales; Clavicipitaceae
Exons: 6
Coding region: 1-1425 (474 amino acids)
Biological process (GO): DNA damage response
Cellular component (GO): nucleus; cytoplasm
Molecular function (GO): phosphatase activity
Source: RefSeq, a predicted model, not a curated record
AUGGAAUACGAUACCAAGACCCCCAAGUCUGUCACAAGUGACUCUACGUCGUUCGCCCACGACUCUGUGCGAAACCGCUGGCCGGUUAUCCUGACUGGUGCCAUAGACGACGUCCAUCGCACUGUUGGCCAGACCGACGAUUCUGAGAAGCAGGCCGAAGGCAAGAAGAUUAUCGAGCAGCUCGGCAACCUAAAGUACGAGGUUUUGCACGACCGCAAGCUAACUCCCAUCGUUGACGAUGGCUACCCCGAGGAGAUUGCUCGCUACAACAAGGAGAUUGAACAAUUAGGCAACCCUUCGUGGUUGGACGUUCCUUGGCUGUUCUCCGAAUGCUACAUGUACCGACGCAUCAGCACAUUCUUCAGCCUCACCAAGCACUGGAAGAACUAUGACAUCUUUUCGCGCCAAAAGAUGGACACCUUCCGCACCUCUCGCAACGCUGUUGUCGAGCUGGCCACUCGAUACAAGGAGUUUGUUACCGAGAUUCGCGCCAACAAGGACACCACCCACAACGAAGAGGCCGAGAAGCUGCUCUUUACAGAAAUGUUUGAGAUCUGCCUCUGGGGUAAUGCCACUGACCUUUCUCUGCUCACCAACCUCACCUACGAGGAUAUACAGAAGCUCCAGGGAAGCCAGGCCCGUAAGGCCGCCGAGAAGAACAUUCUGAUCAACGACCUUCCCGAGGCUUACGCGACCCUCAAAAAGGCUCGUGACGAGGGCAAGAAGGAGCGCCGUGUUGACUUUGUUCUUGACAACUCCGGCUUUGAGCUCUACGUCGAUCUUAUCCUGGCCGGGUUCCUUCUCACAUCUGGCCUGGCUACGCAGAUUGUCCUUCGACCCAAAUCCAUCCCCUGGUUUGUCUCUGACGUGCUUCCUGGCGACUUCCCGCUCCUUCUUAACGCCAUUUCCGACCCCAAGAAGUUCUUCGAGACCCAGACCGAUGACGAGAAGCUGCAAGACAAGACUCCUGCCCCUCUUGCCGACAAGGAAGUCGAAGAUCUCCUCUUUGUCUUCCAGGAAUGGGCCAACCUUCAUGCUGAAGGCCAGCUGAUCAUGCGACCUAACCGAUACUGGACUGCGGGCGGCAGCUUCUGGCGUUUGCCUGCCGAGGCUCCUGAGCUGCACGAGGAUAUGAAGGGCGCUGAGCUCACCAUCUUUAAGGGGGAUCUUAACUACCGAAAACUGACUGGUGAUGCUCACUGGGAUACCACAACCCCAUGGACCACUGCACUUGGCCCCAUGGGUCCCGGAUCUGGCGUCAAUGUCCUCUCCCUGCGAACCUGCAAGGCAGAUGUUGUUGUCGGCCUUCCCGCCGGCAAGGACGAAGAAUUGAAAGCCACUGAGGGUGGCGGUGGUGAUACCGGUGCCAGAAGAUGGGGAUGGCAUGGCAAGUGGGCUGUGGUUUGCCUUUCCAAGGGCUCAUAG